Messenger RNA from Sorex araneus (European shrew), 630 nucleotides. RefSeq names its product histone H3.1-like. Bases 1 to 630 code for a protein of 209 amino acids. Gene Ontology annotation, molecular function: structural constituent of chromatin; DNA binding; protein heterodimerization activity. Gene Ontology annotation, cellular component: nucleosome. The transcript has 3 exons. The record is from RefSeq and is a predicted model, not a curated record. NCBI's taxonomy places the organism in Eukaryota, Metazoa, Chordata, Mammalia, Eulipotyphla, Soricidae.
AUGGCGACGCUGUCCGCCAACCACCAAGUGACUUGGGACUUGGCACAGGUGUUCAACCUGGCACUGACCCUAUGCGAAGGGAUCUUCCUCUGCCAGCUAUUCAACAACCUCCAGGUGCACUCCAUCCACCUCAAGGAAAUCAACCUGAGGUCACAGAUGCCCGAGGCGCUGCCCAGAGAUGCAGUUGGGAAGAAAGAGAGGGCUCAUACCAAGCAGAUGGCGCGUAAGUCGACGGGCGGGAAGGCGCCCCGCAAGCAGCUGGCCACCAAGGCGGCCCGCAAGAGCGCGCCGGCCACGGGCGGCGUGAAGAAGCCGCACCGCUACCGGCCCGGCACCGUGGCGCUGCGCGAGAUCCGCCGCUACCAGAAGUCCACCGAGCUGCUGAUCCGCAAGCUGCCGUUCCAGCGGCUGGUGCGCGAGAUCGCGCAGGACUUCAAGACCGACCUGCGCUUCCAGAGCUCGGCCGUCAUGGCGCUGCAGGAGGCGUGCGAGGCCUACCUGGUGGGGCUCUUCGAGGACACCAACCUGUGCGCCAUCCACGCCAAGCGCGUCACCAUCAUGCCCAAGGACAUCCAGCUGGCGCACAUCUUCGGAAAGAGCAUAAAAUUUAUGAUGCUGGGGCUGGCGUGA